Messenger RNA from Egretta garzetta (little egret), 918 nucleotides. Its product is annotated as olfactory receptor 14C36. NCBI's taxonomy places the organism in Eukaryota, Metazoa, Chordata, Aves, Pelecaniformes, Ardeidae. The transcript has a single exon. The coding region runs from base 1 to 918 and encodes 305 amino acids. Gene Ontology annotation, cellular component: membrane. Gene Ontology annotation, biological process: G protein-coupled receptor signaling pathway. The record is from RefSeq and is a predicted model, not a curated record. Gene Ontology annotation, molecular function: olfactory receptor activity; G protein-coupled receptor activity.
AUGUGCAACAACAGCUCCAUCACCCAGUUCCUCCUCCUGGCAUUCGCAGACACGUGGGAGCUGCAGCUCUUGCACUUCUGGCUCUUCCUGGCCAUCUACCUGGCUGCCCUCCUGGGCAACAGCCUCAUCAUCACUGCUGUAGUCUGCAACCACCGCCUCCACACCCCCAUGUACUUCUUCCUCCUCAACCUCUCCCUCCUUGACCUGGGAUCCAUCUCCACCACUGUCCCCAAAUCCAUGGCCAAUUCCCUCUGGAACACUAGGGCCAUCUCCUAUGCAGGAUGUGCUGCACAGGUUUUUCUCUCUGUCUCUUUUAUUUCAGCAGAGUAUUUUCUCCUCACCGUCAUGGCCUAUGACCGCUAUGUUGCCAUCUGCAAACCCCUGCACUACGGGACCCUCCUGGGCAGCAGAGCUUGUGUCCACAUGGCAGCAGCUGCCUGGGGCAGUGGGUUCUUCUAUGCUGUGCUGCCCACGGCCAAUACAUUUUCCAUUCCCCUCUGCCAAGGCAAUGCUGUGGACCAGUUCUUCUGUGAAAUCCCCCAGAUCCUCAAGCUUGCCUGCUCAGAGUCCUACCUCAGAGAACUUCGACUUCUUGCAUUUAGUGCCUUUCCCUUUUUGGGGUGUUUUGUUUUCAUUGUGGUGUCCUAUGUGGAGAUCUUCAGGGCCGUGCUGAAAAUCCCCUCUCAGCAGGGACGGCACAAAGCUUUUUCCACAUGCCUUCCUCACCUAGCUGUGGUCUCCCUGUUUAUCAGCAUCUCUUUUUUUGCCUACCUGAAACCCCGCUCCAUCCUCUUCCCAGCUCUGGAUCUGGUUAUGGCAGUGCUGUAUUCAGUGGUUCCUCCAGCACUGAACCCCCUCAUCUACAGCAUGAGGAACCAGGAUCUCAAGGAUGCAGUGUGGAAACUGGUGACUGAAUGA